Cylicocyclus nassatus is the source of this 531-nucleotide messenger RNA. NCBI's taxonomy places the organism in Eukaryota, Metazoa, Nematoda, Chromadorea, Rhabditida, Strongylidae. The record is from the annotation of a GenBank genome assembly.
AUGUAUAGCGUCGAUCAGAAACAGGCUAUUGCUUACGUAUCGAAAGUCGAUCGAUGUACUAGAGAAAAAGAGGAAUUCAAUGUUUCGACGGUUUUCAUUAUCGUUCCCUUAGUGCUACUAACAAUAAGAACAUUUUCCACCCCGCUUGCUUCCAUAUUCGUCCACUGCAUAUUAGGAUAUGUUUUCUAUACAAGUCGUCAUCCUUAUCGCUCUACUCUUCCCAGCUGUGAUGGUUUUGUAAUGCAAUCAUCACUGGGAAGGAGUAGCGGCAGCGGAAGCAUGCACUCAAAACUCUUUCUGGGGAAUCACUUGGCGCUGAAUACAGGUCACGCUGCUUUCGAUGGCAGCUCAAUUCAGACAGCCAUUACAAUUUUGGUCCCUUCCCGUUGUGACAGCAGCAUGGUAUUCAGCAUGGCCCCUGACUGGUGGUACGCAAGAUAUCCCUAUAGCUUUGCCUUCUUCGCUUCUAGCUCUGAUUAUCAUAAUCACUUCUUCUUCUUCUUUGCCAACUCAUAUCUACUGCUCGAUUAA